AUGGCGAACGGCGUUCAAAUCGAACCUCCCUUUAGUCAAGGGGUUGGUUAUGGAAUUGUCGUUGGACUCGGGGCAGCAUUUGCCAUCGGCAUGUCCAUGGUGUCCCUCUUUCUCUCGAAAUACUUUGAAGAGAAGCAGGACUCGGAGAUGUUCAUGACUGCGAAGCAUUCCGUCAAAACCGGGCUGACUGCAUCUGCUGUGGUAUCAUCAUGGACAAUUGCUGCAACGCUUCUCAGUUCUACAUCAUAUGGUUACUCUUAUGGAAUUUCAGGGCCGUUCUGGUACGGAGCUGGUGCAAGUGUCCAGAUCCUCCUGUUUUCGGUGGCCGCAAUCGAAUUGAAACGAAAAGCCCCUCAUGCGCAAACCUUCCUGCAAAUUGCAAAACACAGAUACGGCGCGCCUGCUCACAUUGUCCUGUGUUGUUACUGUUUGCUCUACCAGGUCAUUUUGACAGUCAGUCUUCUUGUCGGAGGUAGUGCUGUAUUUAGCAUUCUUACAGGUGUCGACCGCAAUGCGCUGUGCUUCUUGUUCCCUAUUGGAGUUGUUAUCUAUACACUGUGUGGUGGUAUCAAAGCCACCUUCCUGACAGAUUGGAUUCAUACAGUAAUUAUUUUCGUCAUUAUGUUAAUGUCUGCGUUCGUCGUCUACACCACCUCAUCCGUGAUUGGAUCCAGCGACAAGAUGUGGGAGCUUCUCACUGAAGCAGCUGGGCUCCAUCCUGUAGAAGGCAACGCUCAAGGCUCCUAUCUGACUAUGAGAAGUGUAGAAGGCGGCUAUAUUGGCCUGGUAUUUGUAGGAACCGGUUUUGCUGCAGCAGUCGACUCUCAACUUUUCCAGAAAGCAAUCGCAGCUGAUCCCGCGGGAACACUAGGGGGAUACCUUCUUGGAGGAACGUCCUGGUUCACAAUACCCUUCGUGCUAGCGACAACUUUCGGUUUGGCAGCAGCAGCUACCGAACAUCUGCCAAGCUUCCCCACAUACCCAAAUCGCAUGAAUGAAUACGAGGUUUCCUCAGGCCUAGCAUUGCCGUAUGCUGCGCUCUCUAUCAUGGGGAAAGGCGGGGGAGCAGCCAUCCUCCUUAUGGUCUUCAUGGCUGUAACAUCAGCCAUGUCAUCCGAAACAGUCGCCACAACCGCCCUGCUCACAUACAAUCUCUACCAAUCAUACAUCAACCCCAAAGCGACAGGAAAGCAACUGCUGCGAUUUUCAAAUAUGAUAGUACCUGGCUUCGCUAUUGUUACCGCUGGUAUAGCUGCUGGCUUGAACCAUGCGGGUUUCUCGGUCAGCUUCCUCGUCACCAUUUCAGGUAUCUUGGUCGAUUCCGCUAUUGUUCCUAUGGCCUGCACGAUCAUGUGGAGCAAGCAAUCCAAAUUUGCCGUGAUCGCAGCUCCACUCAUUAGCUCAGCCGCCGGAAUUCUCGCAUGGAUUCUCACGGCUCAUUCAACGGAAGGGGUAAUUACUAUCACGACACUCAGUGCGAACCUUCCGCUUGUUGCGGGGAACAUAUGCUCGCUCUGUUCACCACUCGUCCUGACGCCACUCUUCACUUUUAUCAGGUCGGAGAACUACGAUUUUGAGAAGUUCAAGGAGGUCAGACCGGCUGAUGAUUAUGAGGAGGGGGAUGAGCAAACCUCUCGCGAGUCGGCGGCUGACAAGGAGGCUGCGAUGGAAGCUGCCAGGACUGAAGAUGAAAAGAAUGAGAAGAUCUUGCUUAGAGCUAGAAAAUGGGCUAUUAUAGCAAGUAUCGUUAUGACGGUCAGUUAUCUAAUCCUAUGGCCAAUCCCUAUGUAUGGGACAAGAUACGUAUUCUCAAAGGGGUUUUUCAAAGGCUGGAUUGUCGUCGUAUUCCUCUGGGCGUUCUUCGCUACAACUGUCAUCACACUCCUCCCGAUCUGGGAAUCUCGGGACACACUUAUCAAGUUUGCACGAUAUGUCACCAGUGGCAGGAUUUCAAAGACUGGACCACCUAAGAAGAGGAUGGAAAUGAUUGAGGGGGAAGAGCUUCAGGCUGAGAGUGGUGUUGUGAUGGAAAAGGGAGGGGAGAAGGUUGGCGUGCUCCUUUCAGAGACUAAGUGA
Molecule: messenger RNA, 2076 nt
Organism: Amorphotheca resinae ATCC 22711
Lineage: Eukaryota; Fungi; Ascomycota; Leotiomycetes; Helotiales; Amorphothecaceae
Exons: 10
Coding region: 1-2076 (691 amino acids)
Biological process (GO): putrescine transport; urea transmembrane transport; spermidine transport
Cellular component (GO): plasma membrane
Molecular function (GO): putrescine transmembrane transporter activity; spermidine transmembrane transporter activity; urea transmembrane transporter activity
Source: RefSeq, a predicted model, not a curated record